Molecule: messenger RNA, 6380 nt
Organism: Gryllus bimaculatus (two-spotted cricket)
Lineage: Eukaryota; Metazoa; Arthropoda; Insecta; Orthoptera; Gryllidae
Source: the annotation of a GenBank genome assembly
UUUUCGGAAGUUAUUUAGCGACAGUAAUGUCACCUUUCUUGGAAGUAGUCCAAAACGAAGUCUUUCUUCGCUGUCCAAGAUGGCCCUAUCUAGUAGCGCAAAUUCUGAUGCCACUUUCUAAUGCUGUCACCAGUUCUUCAAGCAGUACUUCAGCAAUGGAUACAAGUACAGGUUACGUCAUUGACCUUGCUGGGAACCUGGAGUCAUUUGUUCACCUUGUACUGGAUGAGGUCUCUUGAGAUAAUAGGGGUACAAGAAUAUAAUAACAAUUAUUCUUGCCUGUCUUCAUGAAAUAUCAUGUUAUAUUCCAAAAUGAUUGUUUGUAGAACAUUGGUAAGGAUUUCUUGAUGAAAGUGAGGUCUUGGACAGGAUUUGGAGUAAAGAAAGUGUUAAGUUACAUGUGAAGAAAAGUACGUUCAAAAUACUCAAAAUGUAGUGAUUACAUUCACUUUACAUGUUGGAUUACAUUCAACAUGUAUUUGAAGUGUUUAAUGCAGAUCAGAUAUGCUUAAUGUAUUUAUAUAAUUAUGUAAAUGCACAGAUGGCCUACUUAAUUAAAUGUUCUGUGCAUCAUGUUCCAUUGAAUAUGAUACCUUUGUUUAUUUUUACCUAAAAUAAAACAAUUGUUAGACAUUUUAGAGUAAGUAUAGAGUUAUACCUUUAUUUUUUUAGGAAAGUGUUUGUUAUCUCUAAUAUAUUCCUUUUGCAACUGAAAAUUGAUGCUUUUUUGUUUGAGUUGUUCAAAAAUAUAAAAUUGUUUUCCAUUUCAAGUCUCUUUCCUUGAAAUUCCUGUCCAAGAACUUCAAAAAUAGUUUUUACCCAUGGUUAUGCAAAUUAUUAUUGGAUAUCUUUAUAGUGACUUACAGCUAUUACUCAUUUUCAUAUUUCAGAAGUCAGCACAUUUUGUAAAAUAAUUUUUAAGAAUGCACUUUGGAAAUUGAGGCAAUCAAUUCAAAUUAAUGUGGAGCAUGUUGACAUUGCUCUUUGAGGUUUGCUUUUGUUGCUUGGGAAUGAAAUUGCUAUAUGCUUAUGAGACUGUAAUAGCUGUCAAGAAAUUGCUCUUAUUCAGUACAUAGAAUAUGGAUCUUUGCUUUCUAAAGCACCUGGAUUGAUACAUAAAUUGCAUCUGAAGUAAGUAGCUUAAAAUGUCUGUAUCCCUAUUUACAGUAGAACAAAAAUUAUUGCGUGAUUUGAUGGUCUUGUGUUGAAUAUGAAGCUUGUCAUUUUUCUUGAUGUAAAAUGCAAAAAUGGUUUGAGAAGGGGCAGCAUGGGAAAAGUGGAGGCUGAUUUGCAAACCCUAUUAAGUGAUACAAGAUCGAAUUUAUGAAUGUUUAUGAGCACAUAAUGUUUAUAUUUUUUAAACAUUUUUAAGUGGAACAUUUGAAAAUCCUCUAUGUUUAAUUUUUAAAUGUAUAGUGUAUUGAAUGUAAAAUACAGUACACUGAGACAUUAUACAUUUCAUGUUGAACUAUUAAUAUUUUAUCCAGGUCAAAAAUAGAACAUACUUGAACAAAAUGUUAGUGUAAAGUCAUACUAUAUUAGUCUUUAGAAACCUUUAUUAAAGAAAAUAAUUUUUUACUAAAACAUCUUUCUCAAAAAUCUUUUAGUGAAUUUAUUUUUGGUAAUGUACCUAAUUAUACCAAGAAUAUAUUCCUUAAUCAAACUGAAAGUUCCUUAUAAUUUGAUAAAGGCAAUUUGCAUUUCUUUAAAUAUGCCAAGAGUGGAGUAGUUUCUUUGUAUUGUAAUUUUUCAAUGCAUUAAUCAUAAUCGUGCUAUUCUACUUAACAGUAUGUGAACACUUCAGUGUGCGCAUCGUUUUGGUUAUGAAUCAAUGAUACACCAGGUUUGUGAUUAUCACUGAAGUGGCAUGAUGGGGACCAAUCUAAUUUUGGUUGUAAAAUGCACAUUGAGUGGUUGGUAUUUUAAUAUGAUUUUUUUUUCAUGUGAAAAAUGCUUCACAAUUUCUGCUUCCUGAAUGGAGUUAAGGAUUGCAAAUCAUACUAAUGUUAAAAUGGAAGGACUCAUUCAAAGUGAGAGUAGCACCUGUUAUGUGGCAGGUCCAGAGAAGAAAAAAAUGUAAUGAAAGAAUUUUUUCUGUAACUUGCACUGGAAUCUUUAGAUAUUUUUUAUCGUAACUGCAAACAUUUAGGAAAAGUGUGAAAAUAGAAAAUUUAAUUAUUUAUUAUAUUUUAUGAACUCUUAUUAAGCAGCCACUGAAUCUAUAAAGAGGAAUUUUCUUUGAGCAAAAGAAGAAAGCAUUGUGAUAGAACUAUUGUAUUUUUUGUUGCUUUCAUUUAGUUUGAUUGUUAAAGUAACUGAAAUCAUGUUGUUUUGGCCAAUAAGGUUUAAUAUUGAUUGUGCAUAUUAUAAUUUUAUACAGAAUAUUGUUUCAGAAAUUGUUGAAUAAUUUUUCUAGAAAGAGGGCAUUGUUUUAUUGUAUGACUUUAACUGUAUUAUGCUAAAUUUAUUCUCUGGAUAUUAUUGCCAUGCAGUGGUAUCAGAUCAGAUUUUUUAAAGCACAUGCUCCUUUUUUGUUUUGAAAAAUAAACUUCAUGCACUGAGUAAUCAGUGUUACAACAAAUAAACACAUUGUAAUGUUCACGCAGAAUUUCUGAACAGCUCAUUUCAUUUUAACACAUUUUGCUGAAAGCAAGGGGUUUAAAAACUAUUUUUCCACAAACAGGAGUAGAAAUUAUUCCCUAAAUCAUGCCAUUUAGAUCAUGCAUCAUGGAAAAAAUGGGAAAUUCAGGUGUUUAUUCUGCUGUUUAUCAAAAUAUGACCCAAAUACAUUAAAUAAUAGAAAUUAAUUUAAUAUCUGAACAGCAUCAUGACAAUUAAAAGAAUUUUGAGUUAUAAAUCUGAAAUCAUUAAAUAUGUGUUAAGAUGGCAAAAUGAUGAAAGUUACUUUUUCAUGAGACACAAAGCACAAAAUGACCUAGUCACUCUUUGUUUCUUAUGUUUAGAAGUAGGCAAAAGGUGCAUUUCUCUUGUAAUGUAUGAAAAGACAAUGGGGACAAAUUGCAAUAUGGCAAGAGCCGUUGAGUAAUUUUUCUUGCCAUUUUGGUGCUUAAACUAGCUGGCAUGAAAAGUUUUAAUGAAGUAACGUAUAACAUUUUGCCAACUUAGCACAGAAAUAUAUUAUUGGAUCCAAAACUGAAUUAAACUGUUCAGAUUGGUUGUUUUAAGAUUUCCAUUAUUUUCUGCAACUUGUUACACUGGGUUCACAUUUCAGUGUCUAACCAGCAAAAUUAUUGGUUAUUGGGUGUUUUUGAAGUACCUCUUAAGGAUUCCCAUUUGUUUUAUUGGAUGCCUUCCACAGAGAGGGGAAUAUUUCUUUUUAAUUUAUCAAAAUGAUGCCCAAGAAUUUCUUAAGAAAUAUUAGCCUUUUACUUCAGAAAUAUUACUGAGUUUAAGUUAUUUAAUCAAAAAGUGUAUAUUUUGGAUGUAUCCAAUAAUAUGUUCUAAAAAAAGAUUUCUAUUGUGUUAGUAAAUGUGAAUUUCUCAUUGGUUAAUCUCUUAAUGUUAUUAAUGUCUCCUUACUGUUAGAAGUUAAACAAGCCCUUUUCUUUUGGGAUGCAACAUUACUUCUGUUAACUGUAAUCUUACUCAUGUAAAACUUUGUUACUUGUUUUACUCUCUAUGGACGUUUCAAUAUUGCUCUAUACCUUCAUCCAUUUCCAACUUAAGAAUUUUACUAUAGUCUCUUGCAUUAACUGGGCUUGGUAAAGUAAAAUAAUUUCAUAGAACCAUGAUUUUUUUUUAAAUUCUACUCCUAUUUGUGGAAAAAUCAUUAUUAAUUCUCAUGAUUUUCCUCCUGUACACUCAUAGGACUCAGGCUUCAAACCUACUAUUCAGUUAUGCUAUUCUCUCCCUUAAUGUAUAGAAAUAUUGCAGUCUGGUCUGAAGUUAAUAACACACCCACCAGUGGACAAUAGUUGAAGCCUAAACAGACACCCUCUAAAAUAGUAUAGUCUGUAAAACAAAAUAAACAAAAGCUGAUUGGUAGCUACUUCAAGCUAGGAAAUUUUGCUGUAAGCACUAUGCAAAAUUUCUAAUAUACAAUUUUGAUACUGAAUUAUGUGGCGGGCAACACAAAUUUCAGUUAUUUUAACUUAGACAACUUCUGUAAUGUUGCUUAUGAAAAUUUACAAAUUUUCAUGUGUUUUCCUGUUUCUUUUCAUUGCCAUUAAUGUAUUUUAAUUUGUGAAUGAACUGAAAAUCUUGAUUUCAUGUUUACAUGAUCAUAUAUGCAAUGGAAUAUAUUUUUCAGUUCUUUAUUGAUAGUGAAUGUACUUCCAUUUCUCAGAGCAUUACCUGCUGUUUGUAUUUAUUUUAAAUUGAACCUUUUGUGGUUUAGAACAUUGCCUUUCUUAUAUUUUGUAGUUAUUUAAGAAAUUAGCAUUUCUUGAAUGAACUGCAAAAUAUCUCUUCAUAAUUCUUUUGUUGAGGGCAUAGGAAAGAACUUCUGUAGUGUAACAUGAGAGAAUUUUUUUGUGCCAUUCUCAGAAUUGUGAAAUAAAAUUGGCACCUUCUAGCAAUUGGCCUGUUUAAUAAUCUGUUUUACUAAUGAUACAUAUUGCAAUUAUAGAUUGAAAUUGAAAUUUGAAUUCUGCAUUGUGUGCCAUAAAGAUUUGUUAGAGCAUAGUUAGCACUUUAGCUUCAUAGUGCAACUGAAUUUUUUGCUCAUAUAGUACAAAUCGUAUUUCGAAUUUCAGAAAAAUAUAUGUAAAAUUUUUAUUAUGUUCUGUAGACAAAGUAGAAGUUUUUGGAGUUGAGGAAGUGACAUUUAGAAGACUGAGGCUGUGUACAAGAGGAUUAUUGAUUUUUUUUGUUCUAUUUAUUGAAAUGUUUCUACUUUUAUCUGUUUUUGUGUGUAUUGUGCACUUAAUUUUAUUUUCUUGUAACUUUGUCUUGAGAUUUUUUUGUAUGUGUGUAAAUAUUGUGCUGAAGGACAAUCAAUGAUAGUCCAAUCUUUUUUAAGAACACUUACAAAUUAUCAUACUCAUUUAUCAUAAUCUGAAUCUCUGUUUCAUUACUCAGAUUAGAGAAAGAUUACUUUUAUGUCUACUUUGGGAAAUUGGUAUAUAUUGCAUAUAAUUCCUUUUAUUUUACUUGUACAUUCUAUAUUGUGUUAUGUUAUUUUAUGAAUGUGAACAUGACACAGUGCUUCCGUACUCAGAUUGUUGUAACUGUGCCAAAAUUAUUUGUCUCUAUUUAACACAGUUGCACAAGCUCAGCUUAAAAUGCGCAAAAUAUCAGGCUAUAUAUAUGCAUGUUGUUUUAAUUGCCAGUAUUUGAAGAAAAGUUGUUUAUUGAGCAUUAGAUUUCAAGAGUUGUUGUUUUCAUAUGACAAGUGUUGAAUAUUGAAGUUACAUAAUAUUCAUAAAAUGUCAAGUCCUUGGAAAUAUUCUUAGUAAAUUUAAAUGUGUGGCUAGUUGUAUGUUCUAGAAGCAGGAAUUAGCAUCUUCAAAAUUAAUUAAAAAUAUCUUCAGACAUUUGCAAACCUCCUUUCAAGCACUCAAUAGCAUUAUUACUACAGAUGUAUGAAUAGUAGGUUCAUCAUUGACUUUUAAUUUUUUUAAAUUAUUAGCAGACAUGAAAAAAUACAUCACUAAAUAAUUUACACCAACAAGAAUAACCAAAAUACGCAGUGCAUUUGGCUGUCAUUGAUGUGCCACAAUUGAGAACUGUACUUAAUGUCAGUUACUAUAACAACUUGUGCCUCUAGAUUAAAAUUUCAGAUAUAUGUAUAUAUUGUAUUUGAAGUAUGUAUUUCACAGUUAUAGAAUCCCACAUUUUUUUAAAAAGUUUUGUUUGUAUAAUGUAAUAUAUUCUGUACCAAAUAUAUCAUAUCAUUUUAUUGCUGUAAAAGUAUGCAUAUAAUGUACAUCACAGCUAUUGCAACCAAAGUUGGUGUUAAAUACAUUUUUAAAAUGUUUUAAGAGUGUGUUUAGUUGAUUAUGAUUUUCCCUUCUUUCGGCAGUUACUGUUUUUGAGAAACUGGUUUUCUUGUAUUAAUCAAAUGUGUGAUGUUUGGUCAGAUAAUUCCAAAAUCACAUUUGGAUGUAAUUAUGGCUAUUGCACACUAUUACAUUUUUAAACAGAAUCAAACUAACUAGGUAGUUCUGUUCCUUGAAUUUUGUGUUCUGAAGAAUGUAUUUCAACAUUUCCUAGCUUCCAAUCUGUAAAAAUGUAAUGGUGUGGAAUAGUCGAAGUGAAGCUGAUGUCAAUGUGAUUUUGGAGUUAUCAUAUUCUGACCAAACGCCACUGAAAUUAUUUAUUGUUGUAUAAUAAUUGCUGUUUUAGAACAUGUCAAAAGUAGGAUAAAAAAAUUUAACCGAGUAAUAAAAUGCAAUAAGGUUUUCUUGGUAUGAUAUGAG